GAGGUUUGCUCGUCAGCUCUUUCCUCCGCUCGCUGUCCGCUCGCUCUGCCUCCUCUGUCGAGAGAAAAAAAGAGGAAGGAAUAUGGUUUCAUCUGACGCUCCUCCCGUUCCAGCGCUGCUGUAGCGGAUCUGCACUGCGAGCGAGAGGCUGGGGCUCGGUCCGGUGCAAACCCCCUCUCUGUACUUGAAGCGACCGCCUUCCCCGUUGCCAACCAGCCCGUAGGAGCGCCACCAGCACACCGGGAGACAUAAAUGGUGGAGGCCGUGGUGGAGUUUGACUAUGAGGCUCAGCAGGACGAUGAGUUGAGCCUGACGGUGGGUGACAUCAUCGUGAACAUACGGCGAGACGAUGGUGGCUGGUGGGAGGGCGAGCUGGGUGGACGCAGGGGCCUGUUCCCAGAUAACUUCGUCAGGGAAAUAAAGAAAGACGGGAAGCGGGAUGGAGGUCAGGCCAGCGUCGUUAAAGCGGAGCUCUCCAACGGCAGGGCCAGUCCCGUGGCCAACCCCGGCGUGCGACCGGGUCGGAAAGGGGAGCAGAUCCGUAAGCGCAGGUGUAAGGCGGCGUUCAGCUACGUGCCUCAGCACGAAGACGAGCUCGAGUUGAAGAUAGGAGACGUCAUUGAGAUCAUAGCUGAGGUGGAGGAAGGUUGGUGGGAGGGGGUUCUUAACGGCAAGACCGGAAUGUUUCCCUCCAAUUUCACCAAAGAGGUCGCGAGCGAGUCCGAGGCGCCCUCGGCGGACACGCCCACCUCGCAGGACGACCUCCGCAGAAGUAAAGACAGUCCAGGCAGUGAAAGCGAUGGCGGCGACAGUCGGUCUGAAACAGGGUCAGCAGAAAUCCAGCCUAAGAAGGUGAACAGCGAAAAGAUCAGAGGGUUCGGCUUUGGUGACAUUUUCAAAGACCAGCCCAUCAAGCUCAGACCUCGCUCUAUGGACCUGGACUCAGAGGGAGACAAGAUCAGCGAGGGGAAGGCAGCGAGUGCAGAAACCAUGAGGGCCGAGCCUGACAGCAAAUCUAAAGGGCGUGAGCAGUGCAAGGUCCUGUUCCCGUAUGAGGCCCAGAACCAAGACGAGCUGAGCAUCAAGGAGGGCGAUAUCAUCAACAUCGUCACCAAGGACUGCGCCGAUGCCGGCUGGUGGAUGGGGGAGAUCGGAGGAAGACAAGGCGUGUUUCCAGACAACUUUGUCAAGCUGCUAGAAGUUGAGAAGGAGAGACCGAAGAAGCCGCCUCCUCCCAGCGCCCCGGCUGCUAAAGUCGCCACAGAGAAAAAGUCAGACGUCAAGAAGGUUCCUCCUGAAAGACCUGAGCACCUGCCACACAGAGACCAGGACAGAGGUGAAGAGGUGAAGGCUGGCGACAUCCCUAAGCCCUCCCUCCCGUCCAUCCUCCCCAAGAAACCCCUCCCCCCAAAGUCAAGCUCCUCCCUCUCUCAACCCCCGCGGCGUCCCGAGAGACCGCCCGCUCGAGAGACUCCUGCGUCUGAAAGCCCCAAGUCUGAGGGCGGGGCUUCGACCCCAGAUUCUGCCCCUGACAGGUCACAUGACGUGGAGAUCGAUCUGGACGCCGUGGUUACGUCAACGGAGAAGCUGAGUCAUCCCACGGCGUCGCGGCCCAGAGUCACCGACCGCCGGCCUCGCUCGCAGAUCAUCACACCUUCAUCCACUGACCUGGACGCUCCCGCGGUGGAAGUGAGGAAAGACAGAGCAAAGGAGGAUCAUGACGCGGUCCCGUCAAGACCCGUGGACAUCACCCUGAGGAAAGGCAUCCCCAUCGUCCCCGUCCCCGACGGUAAAGCGCCCCUGCCCACCAAGCCGUGUGCUCUGGCCCUGCCGAACUCCAGCCACCGCACCUUCUCCGCGUCUUCCUCGGGCCUGAGCCCCUCCCCGGAGCUGCGGCACUCGCCCCUGACCCCCCCGACGCUGGAGGAGCUCAGAAGCCAGCUGAGGGACCUGAGGACCUCUGUGGAGAUGCUGAAGAGCCAGCACAGGCAGGAGAUGAAGCAGCUGGGCAACGCGCUGGAGGAGGAGAAGAGGAUUCGUCUUAGUUUACAGAUGGAAGUAGAGCACAUAAAGAAGAACCUGCCCAAAUGAAGACUGAGGCGUCAUCACCUGCUCUGGCACUCUGAUCACCACAUAGGAGGCCGUCAUUGGAAAACAUUUCACCGCCGGCUGAGCCUCCAGCCAAAACGAAGUUUGUGCCAAAUGAUCGUGACGAUCAGCAUCAGCGAACGUGAAGCACCGUGGACUCGGCCACAACGUACCCCACCACCCACCCCCCACCCCCCGACGCCGCCUUGUCCUGAGCUCACUUCUUUCUCUCUGUUCAGUUUACUGCUAUUUUGUCGGAGCUUGCUGUGCCACAGGUACUGACCGGCCUCGGUGCAUCGCCGUGGUUACGGAGCGAUGACGCGACCCGCCGUUGCCGUGGCGAUGUCACCGGUACGCUCUAUUAUUGCCAAGCGUGAAGGGAACGUGGGACUGGACUCGCGUGGCCUCAGACGACCUCUGUGCUCUUUGUGUGUCCACUCUGUGGCCUUUGACUCUUCUGCGUGUGUGUCUCCUUUUUUCGCUCCGUGUGGGGAUUCCAGUUUUGGACCUGCAAAGUGACCCUGAAGCACCAGCUCUACUCUCCAAACUCUUUUCUUCUGACCGUCACACCUUUUUAACUUGCAGUCAGGUCUUCCAUCCGCUAAAUGAAGCAGGCUAAAAUCACAAGCACAUCUGGAUUGUCCCUUAAAAGCUCAGAUGACACAUACUGAUGCUGUAGGUGCUAUUUCAAGUACUUUGGCUUUUUGAGAAAUCUGCUGUUUACUUUGAUGUGAACUCGUGUGUCUGUUACUUAUUAAGAUGCAGUAAAGCUUGAAGCAGAGCUAAACAGCUCCUGGAUGUAGUUUCAUGAUGUACCUGUAUUUAGCUUUAGCCUCUGAAACAAAUGCAAUUUCUCCACAAGUCAAUCUACUCUGAAUCCAAAACUGCCCCAGAUGUUUGACUGCAAAUUAAAAACUGUCUUGAAGAAAAGCGCUGCAUGAACACACCCGCGUGAGACAGGAGAAUUGCCUUAUGAGGACGACAUCGAACAGACCCCGAAGCAGCUGAGGUUUGUGGCGCAGCGGGAGGUUGGAGAUGCUUUAAGGAAUGUAGACAAGGGAAGAUCCUCACAGGAAGGGAAUGGAAGAGAAAGUGUGUGUGUGCAUGUAUGUGUGUGUUUGUUUUCGCAUGUACGGCCGUUUGCCUCCCUUCCUACAUGUGCACAGAAUCUAUGGCAACCCGUCACUGUGGCCUUCCUGUCUUUCUUUCUUUCUUUCUUUCUUUCUUUCUUUCUUUCUUUCUUUCUUUCUUUCUUUCUUUCUUUCUUUCUUUCUUUCUUUUUCUCUCUCUCUCCUAUGACAACAAGGAAACUGCUACAACUGAGGCUCCAGCUUGUUUUCUUGACUCUGUCUUUUCUCUCCAGGAUAGUGAUAAAUAUAUACUUUUAUAUUUCAGUGUAAUAAAGAUGCUAUUAUGUA
Messenger RNA from Betta splendens (Siamese fighting fish), 3506 nucleotides. RefSeq names its product SH3-domain kinase binding protein 1 (gene sh3kbp1). The coding region runs from base 253 to 2091 and encodes 612 amino acids. The record is from RefSeq and is a predicted model, not a curated record. The transcript is spliced from 19 exons. NCBI's taxonomy places the organism in Eukaryota, Metazoa, Chordata, Actinopteri, Anabantiformes, Osphronemidae. Gene Ontology annotation, molecular function: protein binding.